GAAAAAAAGGGGGGAAACUGGAAUUCGCGUUCUCAUUCGUUUUGAUUCCGCGCUUCUUCUUCGUCUUCGUCUUCGUCUUCGUCUUCUUCCUUGUUGAGGAAGGAGGGGGAGGAAGAAACCCUAAUAAUUGAAUAAGGAGGGGAAGGGGAGAUGCCGAUCGAGAUGCCGAGGGGGCUACCGUUCUCGGUGGACACGUGGAGCGCCGCCUCGGAGCGGAAGCGCCACCAUUUCCUCACCCACGCGCAUCGGGAUCACCUCGCAGGGGUCGCCGCCCACGCAUCCUACCCCGUCUACGCCUCCCGCAUCACCAAAACCCUAGCCCUCCACUACUUCCCCCAGCUCGAGGACUCGUUGUUUGUAGAGAUCGAGGUUGGCGAUUCUGUGGCAAUUGAUGAUCCGGAUGCGAAUUUUACGGUCACCGCAUAUGAUGCGAAUCAUUGCCCAGGGGCUGUCAUGUUCUUGUUUGAAGGUGAAUUUGGAAAUAUACUGCAUACGGGAGAUUGUCGACUUACUCCUGAUUGCCUGCAAAAUUUGCCUUUGAAGUACAUAGCUAAUAGAGGAAAAGAAACCGCAUCUCCUCUUGAUUACCUUUUUCUGGAUUGCACGUUCGGUCGAUGUUCGCUCAAAUUUCCGAGCAAACAAUCAGCUAUUCAGCAGGUGAUAAGUUGCAUAUGGAAGCAUCCGCAUGCGCCCGUUGUUUAUCUCGCCUGCGAUCUCCUUGGCCAGGAAGAGAUACUUGCUGAAGUAUCAAGAGCAUUUGGCUCGAAGAUAUUUGUCGAUGAGGCAACUAAUUCAGAGUGUUUUCGGGCCCUUUCUCUUGCGGCCCCUGAAAUCCUUUCGUGUGAUUCAUCAUCUCGCUUUCAGGUGGUUGGCUUCUCCCGAUUAUACGAAAAGGCAAGCGAAAAAAUUGCAGAGGCGCAAUCUAAUCUCCAGCCAGAACCUUUAUUUCUCCGGCCGUCCGCGCAGUGGUACGCAGCCAGCGUUUCUCAGAACCCAAAACCAAACCUGACAGAAGCAGAGAGGGACGAAUUCGGAGUUUGGCACGUGUGCUUCUCGAUGCACUCGUCCCGAGAAGAGCUAGAGUGCGCCUUACAAUUCCUCCGGCCCGAGUGGGUGAUCUCGACGACUCCACCUUGCCUUGCUAUGGAGCUGAGUUAUGUUAAGAAACAUUGUUAUAAGACCAAAUUAACCCCCGACGAUCCGCUUUGGAAAUUAUUCAAGUUAUCCCCCGUCAAAAAGUCUGCAUCAAAGCCGGUCAGCAAAGAAACCCCAAAGACUCAUGAUUUUUCCGAUCAGGACGAGUCGCAGUUAAAAGAUUUACCAAUAAGCCCUCGUGAACUCAAAAAUUUUGAGUUAUCUCCACCGUGUUGCGCAGAACCGUCAGUUACUUUAUUUGGAAGGGCGAGACUUGGACUCGAAGACGAUAAUGCAUUUAUUCAGGAAGAGAAAUCUAAGCGUUUUAUCGCGAAUGAGGAAACAGAAACAGAAUUAUCCCAUGCACAGCAUGUUACACUUGUAGAACAAGUUGCAGCUAAUAAAUCGGAGUCAUCAGAUACAGCAGCUGCGGUCGAAGAAUUAAGCUCAACCGGGGAGAGCACACAAGUGUCGAGUGUCGGGAAUUCGGAGCUUACUGCUGAUGAAUCCGAGUUUAGAAAGGAUAUGGUAUUCUACGGGUCGUUGAAAGGGUAUAAUCCAAGCUUGAGAAGGCUAUAUCGAUCGAUGAAUGUUCCGGUUCCUCGACCUCUUCCUUCGUUAGUUGAGCUUUUGGAAACCUCUAAACGGGUUAAGAUUGGUUCCGGGUCGAAUUAUAGUAGACUAAACAGUUAUUACAGUUUACCUUGAGGUUCUGUUCUUUUUUUUUUUUUCAUUUUAGUCCCUGCAUUUACAUUCGUUGACAUCUUCAUUCGAUUUGAAUCAUUCUUGAGGCAGUGAAUUUUUUUUUCAGCAUGAAAGCUGAGUUUUGAGUGUGUGUACAUAUAUACUGUGAACAAUUUUUCGAAAAAUUUGUAUGCAAUUGUUGUGAUUUUUUAUC
Molecule: messenger RNA, 2032 nt
Organism: Ananas comosus (pineapple)
Lineage: Eukaryota; Viridiplantae; Streptophyta; Magnoliopsida; Poales; Bromeliaceae
Product: 5' exonuclease Apollo
Exons: 5
Coding region: 151-1842 (563 amino acids)
Biological process (GO): protection from non-homologous end joining at telomere; double-strand break repair via nonhomologous end joining; interstrand cross-link repair
Molecular function (GO): damaged DNA binding; 5'-3' DNA exonuclease activity
Source: RefSeq, a predicted model, not a curated record